CAAAUUCCGAUAUUUAUGUUUCAGACGCUGUUGACUGAGUGCGUGGGCCCUCGCAUGGAGGAAAUCGGCAUGGUAACUGCCACGGCGUCUGCAGGCAACCCCUCUUACGUCUGCAAAAUGUUUCGCAUUGUAGAAGAGGGCUUGUCCUAUCGCUUCCAUGCUUCCUGGCCAUUUGUUUUGCAAAUACUUGGUUGCUUUUACAAGGUUGCAGGCAGACAGGCACACCCCGUCAUGACCAAGUCCCUACAGUCUCUUGCCGACCUUCGUGCUACUCCUCGAUUCCCCUUCAGUGGUGAGCUGGAUCUGGCAGUAGGGGGCGCUGUGGAGAGCAUGGGUCCAGAGGUUGUUUUGGGUGUGGUGCCUCUCAACAUUACGGGUUAUGACGACGACCUGGAGUUCCCCCGCAGUUGGCUGAUCCCUGUCAUUCGUGAUCACGUCAAGAACACUCAGCUGGGCUUUUUCAUCUCCUACUUCCUUCCUCUGGCCUCCACGCUCAAACAGAGAGCCGAAGAGUUUGAACAAGCGGGUCAAAAACUAGAAGCCAAAGUCUAUCAGACUUUACAGCUUCAGAUAUGGACCAUGUUACCUGGUUUUUGCACAUGUCCCGUGGACCUGGUGGUGUCCUUCAAAGGCAUCGCCCGCUCACUCGGCAUGGCCGUCAAUGAGCGGCCCGACCUGAGGCUCACAGUGUGCCAGGCCCUGCGCACCAUUAUCAAUAAGAGUUGCAAUACGGAGGACGAAAAGGCUGAAAUGUGUCGCUUCUCCAAGAACUUCCUGCCCAUCCUCUUCAACGUGUACAGCUUGCAGCCUGCAAACGGUGAGUCCGGAGCCUACAGGAUGGCCGUCUUGGACACCAUCAAAGUCUACUUGACUGUUACUGACCCACAGAUGGUCUCCACGUUCUUGGAAAAAGCCAUAGAGAGGUUGACUAGCGCAGAAACCACAGAGUUCACACGGCUGUCCAUGAUGGACCUUGUGGUUGCCAUGACUCCCUUCUUGAAUCAGCUCACCAUGACGAAAACCUUUCAGCUCAUCAGACCACAUCUGGAGACUAAAGAACCGAUGAUGCAGAAGAAGGCGUACCGCGUGCUGGAGGAGAUGUGCGCCGGAGAGCGAGACGAGUGCAGGGCGUUCGUCGUGGGCAAUCUUGAGACGCUUAAAGCGGUCCUGCUGAAGACUCUGAUACACGCCUCUUCACCAGCAAAAAGGCCGCGACUGAAGUGUCUGAUCCACAUUGUGAGAAGACUCGGCCAAGAACACAAAGACUUCAUCUCAUCACUGCUGCCUGAGGUGGUCAUAUGUACCAAAGAGGUUUCUGUUGGGGCCCGUAAAAAUGCAUACUCUCUGCUGGUGGAAAUUGGAAAUGCUUUUGUGCGCUUCUGUGGAAACCAUAAAGAGGCCAUGGAGCUGUACCUGCCCUUAGUGUAUGUUGGCCUUACGGGCCCCGUCACCAUGAUCACCUGCUCAGUGAUGGCCCUCACGCGACUGCUGUAUGAGUACAAAGACGACAUAGACGUGUCUGCCAUGGAGGAGCUGCUGCACAAGGUCUGUAUGCUGCUGAGCUCGCGCACCAGAGAUGUGGUCAAAGCAGCGCUGGGCUUCAUCAAGGUCAUCAUCUUCGUCAUGGAUUCCGAUACGCUGGCAUCGCAUAUCAGUGUCAUGAUGGAAGCCAUCGGUACUAUCAACAAUGAUGUGAGACGACACUUCAGAGCCAAACUCAAGAACGUCUUCACCAAGUUUGUCAGAAAGUUUGGGUUUGAGCUGGUGAAGAGCAUGCUGCCCCCUGAAUACCACAAGGUGCUGGCCAACAUCCGCAAGGCGGAGGCUCGCAGCAAAAGACGCAAGCAGGUGUCGGAGCAACAGGAUGACUCGUACAGUGAAGAAGAGACCCCUAUAAAGAAGAGUGACAGUAUUGAAGACAUCCUGGCGGAUUCAGACAGCGACCUGUCAGAGGAUGAAGGCAAGACUAGAAAGAAGAAAGGUGGGAAGCAGCAGAAGGGGCGAGCCUGGUUGAAAGAGGGCGAGGAGGAUGACCCGCUCAACUUCUUGGAUCCCAAAGUUUCCCAAAGAGUGCUUGCCACCAACCCUGAGCGGAAGAAGAGCUCCAAGGCUGAUCACGGCUUCAAGGUGACGUCAGACGGGCGACUGAUCAUCAAAGAAGAAGACGACGAGGACGUAAAGCAGAAAGACGGUGAGAUAAAGGACAUUCUAGAAGAGGUUGGAGUGAAGAGUAAAAAGAGCCAAAAGAGGAAGCUAGAAGAUGAGCAAUUGGACAACAUGGACGUAGAACCUCAGCUCAAAUACAAAGCUGGUGGUAAAGGUAUCCACAGAGCUGUGGGAGCCAGCAGAGACUCUGGAACAGAGUACAAGUCAAAGAAAGGCAAAGGUGAUGUGAAGAAACAAGGCAAACUGGACCCCUACGCUUAUAUUCCUCUUAGGAAGGAACAACUCAAUCGCAGGAAGCGUGCCAAACUGCAAGGGCAGUUCAAGGACAUGGUGAAAGGAGCCCAGAAGGGGGCGGUGUCAGGUAGAAAAAUGCUAAGGCGCAAAAGAAAGGCUUAAAGGCUUCAGGGAAUGGACUUUUAUGGACUUUAACUAGCGUGUUGAUAAGCACGCUGGUUAAGUUGUGUGCGUGUGUUUGUGUGUGAGUGAAGAGAAAGCCACAACAUGGAACUUUCACCUUUACAGUGUACUUCUUCUCUCAGCCACUAGAGAGCAGUGUAGACUUGUGAACAAUCAACAACAGAAGUCAUGAGUCAAUAAAAGAUCAUUUAGAUACAUUGAAGCUAUGGAAGAAUAGAAUGUAUGUGAAGUAUGUGACUUCAUUAAUAACUCAUGAGUUGUUGGAGGUUUGUGUGCAACCAAAUGAGUCAUGUGACCCAGAAGUCACUCUUGCCUGACCAGUAAAGUCAAGCCUGUUGGAGCAUUCAGUAUUCAGAUGUCAUGCAUUCAUUUUCAUGUUGUGUUACGCAGGUAUGGCCAUCCGAUGGUAGAUUAUUUAUUGAUAAAAUAUGGGAAACGUCAAAAUGUGACAAAAAAUUCUACAUACAGAUAAGAAUAUAUAACAUUGCGGUAGAAAAUGGAUGUAUGGAUGGACUUUUUGUGGUGACACAUUAUCAUUCUAAGAUCCACUUUAUCAGUGUUUCUUAACUGUAGGGCUGAAGCCUGUUGGUGGGCCGAUAAAUCUGUUUCUUAGUUGUAAUACACUUGUUCACCACUUGUGGCAGUAAUGACAAUAUCAAACAAGAAGUCUGAGAAGUCAGAGAAAUUUCUUAAGCACAAAAAUUAUGACUAAAGUGGUAAUGCUGUAUUUUUAUUUGCACUUACAUUUUAUUGACAGUUUAUUUAAGACACUUAUAAUUAUUUAGUU
This is a messenger RNA of Entelurus aequoreus (snake pipefish), 3370 nucleotides long. Its product is annotated as RRP12-like protein. The record is from RefSeq and is a predicted model, not a curated record. Lineage: Eukaryota; Metazoa; Chordata; Actinopteri; Syngnathiformes; Syngnathidae. The coding region runs from base 16 to 2562 and encodes 848 amino acids. The transcript is spliced from 23 exons.